UGGCGCUCAGUUUUCCCUUCAUUCUGGUAACAUGACGGCGGAACCUCUCGCGCCGGACACAAAGCCUCCCCGCCGCAGGAGGAAGACCUCCACUUUCUGGUGGUGCUUCCUGGGCCUCUGCGCAGAGGCCCUUUUGUUCCUGCUGUCUACUCUAUCUGAUGCUUGUGAACUACCACCACCAUUUGAAGCUAUGGAACUCAAGGGUGUGCCUAAACUCUACUAUGAGGUUGGAGAGACAAUAGAAUAUAAGUGUAAAAAAGGAUACCUAUAUAUGCUUCCAUUCCCCAUGUUUGCUACCUGUGAACCAAAUCACACAUGGGUCCCUAUUUCAGAUGACGGUUGUCUUAAAGUAGAAUGUUCAACAUUAAAGAGCCCUUCAUUUGGCAGUGUACACUACAUGGAUGGUAGACCUUCAUGGGGUAAUCGAGCUCGAUUUUCUUGUGUGGAGGGUUAUUACUUAAUUGGUAUGUCAGUUCUACACUGUGUGCUUAAAGGUGAUGCUGAUGCACACUGGGAUGGUUCUCCACCACGUUGUGAAAAAAUCUCUUGUGUGCCACCUCCAAAAAUAAAAAAUGGGACACACACCUUUAGUGAUAUUGAUGUAUUCAGAUACCGUGAAGCAGUGAUUUACAGUUGUGAUCCUAUCCCAGGGCCAGAUAAGUUUUCCCUUAUUGGAAUGAGCAUGCUGAUCUGUACUGGCCAUAACACCUGGAGCAGCCAGGCUCCAGAGUGUAAAGUGGUAAAAUGUCCAUUUCCACUACUACAAAACGGAAGACAGAUAGCAGGAUUUGAAAAGAAAUUUUCCUAUGAAGCAACAGUGACAUUUGAAUGUGAGGAGGGUUUCUACAUGAGGGGCAGGGACACGGUGGUCUGCAAUGCUAACAGCACUUGGGAGCCUCCAAUCCCAAUAUGUAUUAAAGGUCCUAAGCCUACUUAUCCCACCAAGCCUCCAGUUUACAAUUACCCAGGAUAUCCUAAUCCCCGUGAAGGAAUAUUUGGCCAAGAAUUAGAUGCAUGGAUUAUUGCUCUGAUUGUUGUUACUUCAAUUGUUGGACUUGUUGUAAUUUGUCUCAUAAUACUCAGAUAUCUUGAGUACAGGAAGAAAGGGAAAGCAGAGCUGAAAGCUAAGCAUUCUACUCACCAGAAAAAGUCAGCUUCAACCAUACAAUCAGAGAAAACUCCAUCAAUGCUACAAACCCCAAGAAGCAAUUUGUCUGCUGCCUCUAAUAUGACUGCAGCUGCAGGAAAAUGAGAAGCCCCAUGUGCGGAAGUCACUACUGUUCCAUCUUUGAAAAUUGGCCCUUCAAGUCUGGCAAAAGUAAAAUUAUAUAUUUGCAGGAACUUCAUUUAUGGUAAUGUGUGUGUGUGUGUGUGUGUGUUUCUAGUGUAAAUAAA
Chionomys nivalis (European snow vole) is the source of this 1395-nucleotide messenger RNA. It is a transcript of the gene Cd46, whose product is annotated as CD46 molecule. NCBI's taxonomy places the organism in Eukaryota, Metazoa, Chordata, Mammalia, Rodentia, Cricetidae. Gene Ontology annotation, biological process: negative regulation of complement activation, classical pathway. The record is from RefSeq and is a predicted model, not a curated record. The transcript is spliced from 12 exons. The coding region runs from base 32 to 1252 and encodes 406 amino acids. Gene Ontology annotation, cellular component: cell surface.